UUGGUGCUGGUGGGUUUAAAUGUUCGAGGGUCGCCUCCUUCACAGAGACGCUUCUGGGUUGUCAGGACUGCUAUGUCUUCGUUUAAAGAAGAUGCCCUUUCCUCAGAUGAGCUGCGUAAGCGACUCUAUCAAACCUUUAAAAACAAAGGGGUGCUCGACACACUGAAGGUCCAGUUGCGUAAUCAGCUGAUCCAGGAGUUGAAGCAUCCUCCUCUGGCAGGACAGGAGCCAGUUCCCAGACAGGUUCCUGCCAGAUCGGAGCCUCUUUUGGUUUCAGUCUCUAACAGCAUCGUAGCAGACCACCUUCGCUUUUCAGGAUAUGAGUACACACUCUCUGUCUUCUACCCUGAAAGUGGUCUGUGUAAGAACACGGUUGCCAGCACCGGAGAGCUCAUGAAGCUUCUUAAAAUCAGUCCAGGAUCAUCUCUUCACACAUUAUUGUCUUCAAAUGAAGAACAGCACGACAAGGGGUUUCUGAUCAACCUUUUAACACAUCUAUUACAACAUCAUGGACAAGGCCUGCGCCAGGAUGCCGACACUCAGACAAUCAGCUCAUCGGGUUAUGGAGAGUCUCUCGUGGAGAAGAUGAAAACAAUUGAUAAGGAGUACGAGAACUUCAUUUCCAAGGAGAAAAUGUUUUCAUUCCAGUCACAGCUGGCUGAAUAUAGAAAAGAUACUCGAGCACAAAUGGAAGCAGAAAUGAACCUAAAGAUGCAACAUUUUAAAGAUGUUGAAAUCGCAAAGGUGAGGAUGGAAGAAAAAUCUGCAUUUAAUAAAGAAUUUGAAAACCUGAAGCGCGAACUGGAAAACGCGUACGAAAGGAAGGCAAGGGCUUUAAUGGACCGAGAGAAAAAUGCCAUAGAACGAUUACAGAAGCAACAAGAGAUUGAGGAAAAGAACAUCUACGCACAGAGACAGUCCGUGCUGAGGGAAAUCGAAACGCUUCGUAACAGAGAAAACGAGCUGAAGAUGAGAAUGGAGGAGUUUGAAAAAACCUGUAAAAUCCAUGAGGACAAGGUCAGGACGACAGAGGAGCUGUUGAGACGGAGAGAAGUGUCUGUGAGGACGAUGGAGGACACACACGACCAGAGGCUGAAAAAUGAAGUUUCCAGGAUCCAGCUUGAAUUGAAGGAAGACUUCGUCAAGAGAACAGAGGAACUCACCGAAAGUGAGGCGCGAAACAAACUUGAAACGGCACGAAUCCAAAAGGAGGCGGCAGAACUCGAAGCCCGAUCAGAAGAUCACAGCAGAGCGUGUUCAGAGCUGAAACGACUGCAGGCUGAGUUUGACACGGCACAGCAGCAGAUUUCUCUGCUGACUCAGCAGAAGGAGCUCCUAAAAGAACGACUCGAGACGAUGAGUGACUACUCCAACAUAAAAAUAGAGAGAGCAGAGCUGCAGGGGCAGCUGCAGCUGCUCCGGAGGCAGCUGGAGGAAGCCCAGGAGGAGAACCGGUUACUCCGAGCAGACUUGACCAAGCCGUCCACAGAACAACUGGCCCUGCAGAUGGAGGUCCGGAGGCUGCAGAGCGCCCGCAAACUGGAGGAGGAGGAGUUUGAAAACCAGAAACAGGUGCAGCAGGCGCAGCUCCAGAGUGAGGUGGAGCAGUGCGCUCGGCUCAGAGCUCAGCUGAUGGAGUAUGAGCAGAAGUCACAGUGGAUGACGAACCAAGUGGAGGACUUUAAGAGGCAGCUUCAGCAAACUCAGAAAGCUCUUGAAAACGAGGUGCUGUGCAACCCCAAGCCGUCUCUUGUUGACCGCUCGACCCUGGAGCUCAGCGCCGACAGGCUGGUUCCUCCCGACAUCUAUGUGGACGGCGCUCUGCUGCGGGCCGGGCUGGGUUAUGAUGAUGUCUGUCAAGCAGGUGCGCGCUUUCAAGGACACGAGUCGCCUCUGAGAGGCUUUCCGGACUCCGACAUGGAGAUGGUGGCCGAAGCCAAGGCGCGGAUCCAAGAGCUGGAGAAGGAGGCCGAGACCUUGGAGGAGGCCUACAGGAAGUACCAGCAGAGGGCGGUGCACUCCACCAUCUCUUACAUGCUGCCCCAAAGACCUCUCUCCCCACACUGCCCUGACUCUCUGGUUUGGAAACAAGACCCUCAGAGUUUAUAUCCCCACGCAAUAGACAAACCGAAGAUCUCACACCGGCCAGCUUCACCUCGCACUAUCCCAUCUCCCUCUCCGGCUUCCCGAGGCAACAGAAACUCCUCUCUGUCUGUCCAGCCGAGAGUCGCCUUCUCAGAGGAAAGUAAGCAGCCAGAAGGCCCGGGGCUGGCCCAAUACGGCCUCCCUGCAGCCGCUUCGCCCUUGUUUCUGCGAGAAGAAGAGCUUCAGGAACACGGACCCUCCACACUCCACUCUUCUUCUAGGAAUAUAUUUCACAAAGACACUUUAGAAGAGGAAGUCGUGUUCCCCGUGGCGUUCGCUCCGCCGUCACCUGACAGACGGCUCUCUCCUGCCCCCCGCUGUGAGGUCCUGACCUCAGCCGACCUCUCGUCCGAGCUCAGUCCGCCUCCCAGUCCUCAGCUUAAGAGCACGGCGCGGGAGCGGUCCAGUCCGCCGAGGCCGCAGCCGGUUUCCUCCAGCUCGGAAUCUUCACCGCAGCCUGAAAAGAUCAGCCUGGAAGAUCUCACUGGGCUUUUGUCAGAGCCCGGCCACAUUCCAGAGCUUCUCCUGGACACUGCUGUCCCUCUCUCCGAGGAGGCCCCUGGCGGACCCGCUGCCCCCCACCCACCGGACCUCCCAGAAGACCCGCUGCACUUGCAGGGCCAAACGGAUGAUCCCGCCAAGGCAGAAGAGGUCGAGAAUGAUGAGGAAAGAUGGGAAAAAGAGCGAAAAGAACGACAAGAACGAAGGCAAAGGGAGCAAGAAGAGGCCAGAGACCGAGAACUGCAGGAACUGGAACGACUGGAGAAAGAGAUGACUUUGCAAGAGGCGGAGCAGCCAGCAGGGGAGGAAGAGGAGGAAACGCUGAUUGAAAGAAGAGGCGAUGAAGAGCAGCCGAAGGAGACGGUGACCGAGAAGGAGGAAUCGAAAAGUGAGAAUCCACUUGAAAAAUACAUGAAGAUGGUCCUGGAAGCAAGAGAGAAGCAGCAACUGCAGAGCUCGGUGAGAGAAGAUGCAGAGCGCUCCGGCCCGGAGGCCAGGAGUCUGUCUGACGAGAAAAAUGAGAGCAUUGAGUCCUUUUCACACAAGGAUGAAGAUGACGAUUUCUGGUGAGGGGAGGUUGUCCCUGAACUCAAC
Messenger RNA from Salarias fasciatus (jewelled blenny), 3240 nucleotides. It is a transcript of the gene ofd1, whose product is annotated as OFD1 centriole and centriolar satellite protein. The transcript has 23 exons. Gene Ontology annotation, cellular component: centrosome; ciliary basal body. Gene Ontology annotation, molecular function: protein binding. Bases 73 to 3216 code for a protein of 1047 amino acids. NCBI's taxonomy places the organism in Eukaryota, Metazoa, Chordata, Actinopteri, Blenniiformes, Blenniidae. Gene Ontology annotation, biological process: epithelial cilium movement involved in determination of left/right asymmetry. The record is from RefSeq and is a predicted model, not a curated record.